AUGGGUCGUGUUAAACUUGAAAUAAAAAGAAUAGAAAACACCACCAAUCGACAAGUUACAUUCUCAAAGCGUAGAAAUGGCCUCAUCAAGAAAGCUUACGAGUUAUCUAUCCUAUGUGACAUUGAUAUUGCCCUUAUUAUGUUUUCUCCUUCAGGACGUCUCAGCCACUUUUCUGGCAAAAGAAGGAUUGAGGAUGUUUUUACACGUUACAUUAAUCUUCCUGACCAAGAAAGAGAUAACGCUGUAAGUUUUCCUGAGCAACCCUACCGCAGGGGUAUUCAAAACAAAGAGUAUUUGCUUAGGACCCUUCAACAACUGAGGAGUGAAAAUGACAUAGCUCUUCAGCUAGCCAAUCCGGGAGACAUUAACUCUGAGAUUGAGGAACUCCAACAAGAAGUUAGUAGGUUACAGCAACAACUUCAAAUGGCCGAGGAGCAGAUAAGGAUAUAUGAACCCGACCCAUUAAAGAUGACAUCUAUGGGGGAGCUCGAAGCCAGCGAAAAGCACCUGGUAGAUACCUUAACACGUGUCAUACAGAGAAAGGAAUAUAUGUUGAGCAAUCAUCUAUCUUCGUAUGAUCCAUCUGGUAUUCAGCAGGGGAUGCCGACAACUUUCGAGAAUGUAGGUUGGUUGCAGGAUGGUAGUCAGAACCAUUCCCAGAUGUUUGAUACAUCCGCUCCUUUGGAUCAUCUCAGGGAUUUGUCGUCCACCGUGUACGGUUCAUUUUCACAUGGGACGAGUUCGAAUGCUGAUCCACGAGGCAUGGGAGAGUGUCACGUGACAAAUCCAAGCGAUGGGAACCUCGAAGCAUGGCCUCAAGGAUACACAUUGUAUCCUCAUCAUAUUCAACAUGACAUGAUGGGACAUGACAUGCCAGAUAUGAUGCCACAUGGGCAGGUGAAUAUCCCAAUCACUGCCUCACACGUGGAACCGCCCAAGAAUGAAUCUGCAGAAUAUGAUUCUGCUGAGUUUGGACUGGGCUUUCAUCUUGGCCUAAUGCAGCUGAUAGGCAUCCCAGUACUUAGACCAGCAUUUGCAAAAGAUACCUCUUCCAAUGGAUCGGAUGACAAACCAUACUAA
This is a messenger RNA of Gastrolobium bilobum, 1080 nucleotides long. RefSeq names its product agamous-like MADS-box protein AGL104. Gene Ontology annotation, molecular function: protein dimerization activity; DNA-binding transcription factor activity, RNA polymerase II-specific; RNA polymerase II cis-regulatory region sequence-specific DNA binding. Bases 1 to 1080 code for a protein of 359 amino acids. The transcript is spliced from 12 exons. The record is from RefSeq and is a predicted model, not a curated record. Gene Ontology annotation, biological process: positive regulation of transcription by RNA polymerase II. NCBI's taxonomy places the organism in Eukaryota, Viridiplantae, Streptophyta, Magnoliopsida, Fabales, Fabaceae.